This is a messenger RNA of Cynoglossus semilaevis (tongue sole), 4755 nucleotides long. It is a transcript of the gene rapsn, whose product is annotated as receptor-associated protein of the synapse, 43kD. NCBI's taxonomy places the organism in Eukaryota, Metazoa, Chordata, Actinopteri, Pleuronectiformes, Cynoglossidae. The coding region runs from base 901 to 2172 and encodes 423 amino acids. The transcript is spliced from 8 exons. Gene Ontology annotation, biological process: synaptic transmission, cholinergic; positive regulation of neuromuscular synaptic transmission. Gene Ontology annotation, cellular component: neuromuscular junction; plasma membrane. The record is from RefSeq and is a predicted model, not a curated record. Gene Ontology annotation, molecular function: acetylcholine receptor binding; protein-membrane adaptor activity.
GAUCCCAUUGAUGCGGUUCAGGAGGCUGUGCAGUUGAAACCCAAAGCCAGUGACAUGUCAGACUUGGUGAACUAUUCUAAGCAUCAGUUGCUGACGCCGAGAUGAGGGGUGGGGGCUUUUUGGGGGCAUAUAUGCAACUCUAUAAGAACUCCCAAUAGGAAGUUGCAGCACUGUAAGCACCAGCUGAAGUCUAGUUGUUUAAUGUUGGGAAGAAAUUCUUUGAAGCCCCUACAGUAGAGGAAAAGUCUGGUCAGAUCCACAGGCAGCUAAAUGUUAUUCAUACCCCAGAUGGUUGUGGUGCAAAAAUUUACACAGCAGCGUACGACCAGUGAGGUUUGGUGCGAAGACAGAUCGCUAGGAGCUGUAGUGACCUUGGGAACGCUUGCUGAGGGCAGGACAGAAUUCCUGAAGGGACACAUGGUCUAGAGUGACAAGGCCAUCUGCUGUAGCGCCAGCAGUAAGAGGAAGGUGGAGGGGGGGUGCUGAGAUUCCUUUCGCCGGGGUGUGGAGGGAGCAGAUAUUCUAGGAUAUCGCUGCGAGCACUCCACCAGGAAGCGUGUUUCUUUGGCGUUUUUCAAAUGGAAAUCUGAGGUUGAAUUUUUCUUACACUUCAUGGUGAGAGGAGAUCUUUGCAGGGUUAAAUGGGGAAGACAUUUUUCCAGUCUUUCACCUCUCCAUAAGGCAACUGGUGAGAAUGAUCUUUGUGUAUCACCGUUUUACUUCAGUGGAUCCAGUUUCCGUUCCAUCUCGGCUCAGUCGGAGCUGAGAGAGCGGGACCUGGUAGGCCUUCUGGCACCAACCUCCCCAAGGAUCAACUUCAAGGGAUCUUCUCUGGAAUCGUUCUGUGUAUGGCAAGGAUCUACUUUCUUGCUUCCUCACUGAAUUUCAUGGCCUAAACAAAUGAAUAUUUUUAUGAGGCACCUUGCACCAGAAAUGGGCCAGGACCAAACCAAGCAGCAGAUAGAAAAGGGUCUGAAGUUGUAUCAGUCCAACCAGACUGACAAAGCCUUGUAUGUGUGGAUUAAGGUACUGGAAAAGACCUCAGAUCCUGGAGGGAAGUUUCGGGUGCUGGGAUGCCUGAUCACAGCUCACUCAGAGAUGGGAAAAUAUAAAGAUAUGCUCAAGUAUGCGCUUGAUCAAAUCGACACGGCCAGAGAAAUGGAGGAUCCAGACUACCUGACAGAGGGCUACCUGAACCUGGCACGCAGCAAUGAGAAACUGUGCGACUUCCAGAAAACGGUGUCUUACUGUAAGACCUGCCUAAACAUGCAGGGCACCACUGUCAGUCUGCAGCUGAACGGACAGGUGUGCCUGAGCAUGGGCAACGCCUUCCUGGGUCUCAGCGUCUUCCAGAAAGCUCUGGAAAGCUACGAGAAGGCCCUGCGCUACGCACACAACAACGAUGACAAGAUGCUGGAGUGCCGAGUCUGUUGCAGCCUGGGGAACCUCUACGUUCAACUGAAGGACUACGAGAAAGCCCUCUUCUUCCCCUGUAAAGCAGCUGAGCUCGUCAAUGACUACGGCAAGGGUUGGAGCCUCAAGUACCGAGCCAUGAGCCAGUACCACAUGUCUGUGGCCUACAGGAAACUGGAGCGCCUACCGGAUGCCAUGGAGUGCUGUGAGGAAUCAAUGAAGAUUGCUCUGCAGCACGGCGACCGUCCACUGCAGGCUCUCUGCUUACUGAACUUUGCGGACAUACACCGCUGCAGGAAGGACACUGAUAAAGCAUUCCCUCGCUACGAGUCUGCACUUGGUAUUAUGACGGAGAUUGGAAACCGUCUUGGACAGGUUCACGUUCAUCUGGGUGUUGCAAAGUGUUGGCUUCUGCAGAAAGAUUUCGACAAGGCUCUGGAUUCGCUGCAACGAUCACAGGAAUUAGCCGACGGAAUGGGAAACAAGCUAUGCACGCUGAAGGUCCACUGCCUUAGUGAGGGCAUUUAUCGAAGCCAAGGUCAGGAGGAGAAGCUCAGAGAGCAAGUGGUAAAGUUCCUGCAGUGUGUGGAAGAGCUGGAGCUCUACUGUGGCAUGUGUGGGGAGUCCAUUGGGGACAGGGACCAAAAGCUGCAGUCCUUGCCCUGUUCCCACAUAUUCCAUCUAAAGUGUCUGCAGACUAAUGGAACAAAAGGUUGUCCUAAAUGCUUCAAAUCCUCCAUGAAACCUGGAUUUGUGUGAUUUGGAAUUGGUGGUUGUGCAUUGGAUCUGCUGACACAGCAUGUGACGCCUCAGAGGCGCCUGACUCUCUGAGCAGCAGGCAGCCCGAGGAUGUGCCAAAGAUGAGGAGUCAUAACACUGAUCUUUGCAGUGGAUGCUGAACAGAACCAAGAGUGUCCCAGAGCACAGCUCAAAGCAUUCAUGGUCAAAUAAGUGACAUCAGUUCGUGAGUGACUUUUACCGACUGAACUACACCUUAACAAGUGGCGCUAGAGUAGAAAGAAAACACACUACUGUGUGUGUGUCUGGGAAAGGUUGGUGUACAACACAAACACACCAAGAGUUUCAAAUUUAAGGAAUUUUCCUAGUUUACUGCAUAAGAGUUAUUAGCCAAAAUAAGACAUUAUGAAUAUUUGGAAGUAUUCAGCAAAAUUCUAGUCUUUAGGUUCGUUUCUUCAAAUUCUUCAAAAACGUUUUUCUUCCACAACAGUUGACAGUUCUGUUGUGUUCAGAGCAGAAGAUGAAUUUGUGAUUUCGUAUUUAGCAUAUUUAUAAUUGUAUUAAUGUACAUACUAUUCUCGUAUAAAUCAGUUUAAAUCAUUUGAUUUAUUUGAGGUGUUUUGUAAAAGCUAAAACUAAAAUCUCUUAAACGAUCCGAAAUCUAUGUCUUCAUCAAACUACAUGCAGCUGUUUUUUCAUUAACCUGUAGUAAGAGGGAGAGUUACAGUGAAUUAACUGAGCUGAGUAUUAUUUACAAAACCAAAAAUCCAAAAAAAAAUAAUUACCUGUGUAACCUUGUAAUUGUGUAUUUAUAUAUUUCAUAAUUGUUUGAUAAAGUAUUUCAUAAUAUGUGAUUUUUAUUGGUUUUAUUCCUUAUGUGUUGAAUUUAAAUGAUUUUGUGAUUGGGUAUAAAGGCCAUGUUAAUCAAGUACAGUGCAACUAAAUAAUAUUUUUUGUUUGCUAGACAUAAUAAAGUGCCCUGAAGGAAAGAAUCUUACGGGUGAGGUACUUUCACAUGCUCAUUGGAAAGUUACAGCCAGAUGUGUAACCGUGAUGCAAAAAAAAAAAAAUUCACCUAUCGUAUUAUACUGUGGUUAAAAAAGAUGAUUGCGGUGUUUUAAAUAUAAAGCGGUAUUUAAAUUUAACAUUAUUUGAAAACAUUAUAUACUGUGUUUUACCAUAGUACCACAGGAACAAAGGCUAUGAAGUAAAACAUGAUAUUUUAACAUCCAGAUUAUCAAAGGUGGCAUUUUGAGAGAAUCACACAGAAUAGCUUUGCUUCAACUUUUGUCGUUUACUCUCUCCUUGUGAUGGGGCAGCUUACACCAUGAUAGAGAGAGAAAGAGAGACACACAGACACACACUUACCUUUAACUGCACAUGCACUUCUGUUUCUCAGUUCAGAAAAAAAAAACAUCACUUUGACCUAAGCGUUAACUGCGUAUAAAACAGUUGUUGUUCAUUCAACGUUUCCUCGACUGUUUGUUCUCGUCUUCCUCGGCCUAUAUUUUAAUAAAUAUAUAAAUAUUGUAGAGCAGGACAGCCUCUCAACUUCAACAGAUUAAACUACCUCUGUUUUCAACUCUUCUCUCCAGAGAAUUUAUGCAGUAAAAACACACCGUGAAUAAUGUAGUAUUUUAGUGUAUUUGUAGUCCUCGUGUAGAUAAAAAUCAAUGAUUUACAACUCGACAAAACUGCAUUAUUAUGUGUAUGCUGACUAUGUUCAAUAUAAAUGUUACUGUGUUGACUAUGGAGACAUUUCAUUAUGGAAAAAUAAAGCACACUAAAGGUGAAUUUUGUCAGUGCUGAUUUACUGCCCUCCUUUCCUUCCUAACCUCAUUCCUUGGACUGCAUUCAGCCCACAAAUCAAUUUAAUCCCGUCUGCGGUGUCUUCAAAGGCAAAGGGAGAUUUAGCCUAUGGCACCAAGGGCAGUUAGCCAGAGAGCUAUCAAUCAGGGGGCACUAUGGACUCCAGUAAAGGAAAAAGAAUUGGAUUUGAUCUUGCUUUUCUUAGUACAUUGAACAUUACAGUUAAAAACAUACCAACAUAAAAACAUGACCCAGUUGGUGGAAACAUCUUUGCCGCCCUUAAAUCUAAGAUACUUGACCAAUGCUGUCCUUCAUAAAAGAGUGGAUGUUUUUUUUAUAUUCUCUUGCAGAUUGUGAGCUUAAAGACAUCUUUACUACUUACUACUGUAGUUUCUAACUUUCCAUGUUGACAUUAGCAGAAAUGUUUAAUCUUAGCUUAACAUGGAUCAUAACUGUCCAGCAAGGCUUUGUUAGCAUAGACGUGUUUGAUAUCUAUGGCCAUGUAGGAAUAAUUGUGUCAAAAGUGUUGUAGAAUGACAUAGAUAGUUGAGACAAACUAUGACAAAUGUAAAAAUAUGGAAAAGCAAUCAACAAAAUCAACAAAUAUAUAAGCAAAUAGUCUUCAAAUAGGAAACCUGCCAGUCAACCUGAAUUGCUAACUGUUCAGCUAAUAAAACAACACCAAACAUAAUUACUUAAUUAUUUACAAAAAUCAACCUGACAGAAAAUAAGUCCAGCAACCAAGGUAGCCAAAAUGGCUACAUGUUAGCAAAGUGAAUGCUUAUAGCCCACAGA